ACAGCUGUCCACAUUUUGUUUUGGCUGGUUUUCAGAGUUGUCUGCUGAGUCAAGAUGGCAAGGUUGGUCAUUUUGGUGGCUGUGUUCAUGUUAUUUGGAUCCUCUCUUGGGUGCCUGUUGGGAAAGUGGCUAACGCAGUGUGUGCAGAAAUUUCAAGAUUACAGAAAUCCUCCAAUCCUGCUAAACAUGGCUCCAGACUCUGUUGAUGACAUGUACGACAAAUGUGAAGAGAAGAUGAAGGAAAAAAUAGAGAAAGAUUUUUUACAAAAUGAGAUAAACAAAGAUAAGUUCAAAACAAACUUCAGUGAGGCCUGGAAUAAAGCUGAGGAAUACUACAAGAGUGAAUGGGAGAAAAACCCACCACUGAUUAAAGAACAUAUCAUGGCUAUUCAUGCGUACACCCUUGAAGACCCACCUUUAUACUGUGAAUUCAACAACGCAGUCCGAACAAAUAAGUCUGUGUACCAAACCAAAUUCCCGUAUCACACUCUGCACUUCUACCUCACCAUGGCCCUGCGCACCAUCAAACCUACAGCAGAAAAUUGUGUCACUGGCUACCGUAGAACAAAGUGUAAAUUCAGGAAAGAUGUUCUCAACAAACAGAUUCGUUUUAGUGCUUUUUCCUCCAGUUCAAUAGGUGGCUAUGCUAAUAAAACGUUUGGUGAGGAAUCAUGCUUUGAAAUCACCACAUGUUUUGGAGCAGAGAUCUCAAAGUUCUCUAAGUUUCCAUCCGAAAAUGAAGUCCUGGUUCCUCCGUAUGAGGUUUUUAAAGUAACAGAAGUGAAGGAAAGGUCUGAGCAGAACAAGCUUCCUUGUAAGGUUGUCUACAAACUUCAGAGCACAAAAACAACAAGUUCCAAUUUAAACUGUGCUUUUUUCAACAAUAAAUAAAAAUUCUACUCUGAGACAAUAACCAUCUACAAAGUUUUAAUUGAAACAUUCUAGAAAUAAAAAUAACUCUGCCGAUGUCGACAUAAUUUGAUAUUUUCUCCCAAGAAAAUGGGCCUAAUCAGUUUUACACAGUGAAGUAAUUAGAUAUAAUGAUAACAAAUGUACAACAGAGUGUGAAAACCUAUGUAAGAUUUUGAAUGUGUUUAAAUUGUUAAGCUGAAUUUCAGUAAGGACAGAUAAUAUUAGUUUUCUCUAAAACCAUUAACUUUCUUCUCUGCUGUUUUUGUUCUUCAAUAAAAACUAAGCCCAAAUCAGU
Molecule: messenger RNA, 1207 nt
Organism: Gambusia affinis (western mosquitofish)
Lineage: Eukaryota; Metazoa; Chordata; Actinopteri; Cyprinodontiformes; Poeciliidae
Product: ecto-ADP-ribosyltransferase 5-like
Exons: 2
Coding region: 55-891 (278 amino acids)
Molecular function (GO): NAD+-protein-arginine ADP-ribosyltransferase activity; NAD+ poly-ADP-ribosyltransferase activity
Source: RefSeq, a predicted model, not a curated record